This is a messenger RNA of Blumeria graminis f. sp. triticale, 2079 nucleotides long. The record is from the annotation of a GenBank genome assembly. Lineage: Eukaryota; Fungi; Ascomycota; Leotiomycetes; Helotiales; Erysiphaceae.
AUGAGUCUAUCCCCUUCGGCUUCGCUCCCGGAAGAAUCUUGCUCCAUCAUCUUCAACCAGACCCUCUACUCUUACACACCCGCCGGCUUCCACGCCCUUCCCUUGCGCAAAGAUGCCGAGUGGAGUCCAUUGCCCCUCGGCGUCGCCGUGCGCGGGGGAGUGUGUGUCAAGGCCACGCCCCAGGAUAGCCAAAUUCCAUCCGCCAUGUUCAUCGUGGGUGGUGUCGCCAACUCUUCCGACUACCAGGGCAUCCAAAAGUAUACCUUUGACACACGCCAGUGGGAAAAUAUUGUCCUCACCGAUCCUGUCCUGCAAAACCGCCGCUUCCACGGUGCCCUAUACCUGAACGCCUCCAAUUCCAUCUUAGUCUAUUCUGGUACUCAGGGCGACAGCAAGGAGUUAUCCUCCCAAACCUUCACCAUUCAAGCCUCCGUGCCAUACCAAGUCGCCGCCUAUGAGUCCAUUGCUCCACCUGCCAUCUCCCCCAUCUUAUUGCAAUGGUCGGAUCGGCAGGCUCUCUACUUGGGUGGCAGUAAAUCCAAUCAGAAGAUCAUGCUAUUCGAUCCCGCCACUUCAUGGGUCGAUUCAAACAUGACCCUGGCCAAUCCUAUCUCCAACCUCGAAGCAACUAAGGCUGUUAUUCUCCCUGGCCUCGGUUCGAGCCGUUUAAUCGAUAUUUUUGAUCUAUCACUGUCCCCAAACGCAGUUAAUCGAACCGUCCUUCAAGAUCCUAGCCCAAAAAUCGGUCUCAGCGCUGUCGUCGACGCACCCUCUGAUUCGAACUCACCCACCACGGCUGGGCCUGCCUACGAUAAUUCCUUGGCGCCCUCAUCGACGAGAUCCUCAUAUGCCCUUGCCCAGGAUUCCUCUGGAUUGGUUGUCAUUUCUGGUGGCAGCCAGACUAACCCCUUCAGUCUCUUUAAUAGCCAGAAAAAUCGAUGGGAAGAUACGGCAGAAUUAUUAGGUACGCCCAGCCUCCAACCCCAAAGUCUUCCGGCGCCGAAAACCUCAGCUACCCAGGUGCCCGUGGCAAGUGCUUCGAGUACUCGCCCCCCGAGCGCUGCCAUAGCCGCCAUGUCUCCCGUGAACAUUCUUGGGGCCACGCUAGCUUUCCUUCUCGUCACCGGACUCAUCAUCAUCGCCAUCUUGAUUCUUUUCCGAUGGCGCAAGGGCCGGCAGCCUGGCGAAAACGGUGGUAACGCCAAGCGAGCGAGUGCUGUGGACGAUAAGGACGGUAUGGAUUUUAUGGAUAAGGAUGUGCCAUACAUGAUUUCUGCCCCUAGCCUCCCCAACGCGAAGCCGGACCCUGAGGUAACAGCUCCCAAAGCAGGAUUUUUCGGCUGGUUCGGUAAGAAAGACCAGAAGACGGUAGAUGUUGGUGACCCAGCCCUGCAGGAAUAUAAGAAUUCCAUCAGUCGACCCCUCCCGCUAAGAAAGGUCACCACUCGCUUGCGCAAAAGUACUUUCUCAUCCGAGGAAGCUCAAACCAUACCUUCGUCGGGGGGGAAGCCGGCCAUGACUCGAAGAAGCUCUGGAUGGAAUCGAUAUUGGUCAAACGGAAGUAGCACCGUCUUAGGACUCGAUGGAACCACAGUUCACAUCUCCGAUACUCGAGACCGAUCUUUGGAAGAUUCGGACGAAUCGGGCUCGUAUGCCUCCAUGACACAUCCCUUAACCCUCGGCGAAUGCCCAGAUCUCUACAAUGUGCGCUCAGGGAGCCCCACAGUCGCCUACCAAGCCCAACGAUACCCCAUGAUGGGAGAAAUUAGCAAUACCCAAAGCAGCCAAGGCUCCACAUCGCCAUACCACUCUUCGCCGCGCGGGGCCACGGAAAACUUCCAAAGCAUGUCUCAGACCAGCUCAUUUACUGAUGAUCGUUGGGCGCCUAUUGAAAGAUCAGAUAUGUCUCCUGAACCAAUCUAUUAUCCUGGAACCGACUCAUCACGUGGCUCCAGCUCAACAAAUCGAUCUAUGGGUAGCUCUCCACCCGACCGCCCACCUCCACCUCACGGUAGCCAAGUACUCACGUCGAGUGACAUUGCCUGGCUGAACCUCGGCGCCAGCGACAACAAAAUUUGA